Molecule: messenger RNA, 1236 nt
Organism: Trematosphaeria pertusa
Lineage: Eukaryota; Fungi; Ascomycota; Dothideomycetes; Pleosporales; Trematosphaeriaceae
Product: kinase-like protein
Exons: 5
Coding region: 114-1034 (306 amino acids)
Biological process (GO): protein phosphorylation
Cellular component (GO): cytoplasm
Molecular function (GO): protein serine/threonine kinase activity; ATP binding
Source: RefSeq, a predicted model, not a curated record
CAGAACAUGUUCUGAUGGUGCACUCUACUGACGACUAACAGCGCAUUGCUGUGAAAGUCGUAAACAGUGAUACCCGCGAGGAAGCAGAGGAGCCUGUGCCUGCCGACGUAUUGAUGCACGACCCUCGGCACCACUUCCAGCAAGUCCCGCGGCAGGGCAUGCUCACCAAGAAGGACAAAAAUAACUGCAUUCUUCCAAUGCGGGGAUGGUCGCAAAACCCAGGCUUCUACCAGAGCGAUAUCCACAUUUACAUAGAGUACGCACUCUACGGUUCUUUGAGCAGCCUGCUACAGAAGUUCACGUCCGCGAACAAACUCGUUCCGGAGCCCUUUAUCUGGUACACGGCGAGAAAGUUGAUCCAGGCUUGCCAGUUGAUGGAGGAGAACAUGAUGAUACAUCCGGACAUCAAGCUGGAAAAUAUUUUUUGUAUGGAGGCCCAUCCAAACCGUGACUUCCCAGCAUUCUGCAUGCCGGUAGUGGGCGACUUUGACCUUAUGGUACCACUAAAUUACCAUUUCACACAUACGGUGGGAACCUAUGGCUGGCUAACUCCCGAACAAUUAAACAACGGUCACGCCACCCCUGCACUCCAUGUCUACGCCAUCGGCCUAAUCCUCUGGUCGCUAAUGCGCAAGCGCCCCCACGGCACGAUCUACAACACCACACACGGGUCCCUCCGCGAGGGUCCGCUCCCCGGCCACGAGCCCGGCGACACUCCCCCUCUCCCCGCCGACAGCAGGAGACUAUACAGCACGAGGCUGGAGAAGUUUGUGGAAGACCUCUUGGUGAAAGAAGUUGAUAGCAGGAUGUCGUUGCAGGAGGUGAGCGAUGCGGUGGAGGAAGGACUUCAGAAGUUGGAGGCGAGGUAUCCCGGAUUGAAGACGAAGAGGAGGGAGGAUGGUGGGUGGCCUGGGUUUUGGGACGUGAUGGGUAGGGAGGCGGACCAGUUUAGGGUGGAUAGGCGCUGGAAGAGGCAUCGGUGGGGGGAGGAGAGUGGCGGGUCUCAAAGGAAUGGAUUCGAAGGACUGGCUUAAUCCAUCGAAACGGAGAAGUGGCUAGGCGAUCUAAGAAAUGCACUCUUUUUUGGCCUCUACAGCGCUAUUACGGAGUAAGUGAAUGUGGGAAGCUUGGUUCCGGAAUUCACGCUCCCGCAAAGACGUAGCUGAGGAGGAAGGUGUGUACGAUUCCAAAUCUGGAUACGUAAAUUUGGGUUGCAUUCCAGACACCUCCUUUAUU